GGUAAAUACAUUUACACGGUGGGGGUGCUUUCGGUAUUUUAUAUCACAGGCACUUCCGACAGGACCAGGCACGUGACAGCCGCCAUUUUGGGUGGAGUUAAAAAAGGAGAAACGGAGCAGAGUAGCGGCGGAAGGCGGGAGUUCUGUGCGCUUUGGGAUGAAAACAGAGGAUUAGGGGGGAAGUCGACGGAGAAAGCGAAAGGAAGAAAAGCCAGCUAGCAGCGACGCAAAACCCAAAUCGUUUUGAAGACGAUUUUUCGCUAAUCUCCACGAGAAGGAGAAUUUUUUUUUUUUUAGAGAUGGUUGAGUUGGUUAGCUCUUCCCCUGGAGUGAAGGUGGAGGCAGAAUCCGACGGCGGCGGCUCUUCCUUGGAGGAUCAUCGCGGGCCUGGCCGCCUUCACAAACGCGCGAAGCUAGAGCUUUCUCUACAGCUGCAGGAACUGGAUGACCCACUUGAGGAGCCGAGCCCUUUGGGCUUGCGUCUGAAAAAGACUCCAUCUUUCUUAGAUUUGGUCCAAACCAAGCUCUCCCGGGACAAGACAGAUGGCGGGAAGAAGGGCACCGCCAGUUCAUCUGCUGCUGACACAAACAAGCUCAAAGCAUCGAACUUCCCGGCUACGCUCCUGAAAAUUGGGGAUUGGGAGUACAAAUCUAGGUAUGAAGGUGAUUUGGUGGGGAAAUGUUACUUUGCCAAGCAUAAGCUGGUUUGGGAAGUUCUGGAUGGUGGUCUUAAGAACAAGAUUGAAAUCCAGUGGUCUGAUAUUGUGGCCAUCAAGGGCUAUUUCCCCGACGAUGAUGAACUUGAGACCUUGCACGUUGUGUUAGCUAGGCCGCCGCUGUUCUUCAGGGAGACGAAUCCUCAACCUAGGAAGCACACUCUGUGGCAAGCCUCAACUGAUUUCACUGGUGGACAAGCCAGCAUGCACAAGCAACAUUAUCUGGAAUGCCAGCAGGGAUUCCUGCGGAAGCACUUUGAGAAACUCGUACAGUGUGAUCCUCGCCUUAGCAUUCUUAGCCAAAGGCCAGAGAUUCCGUCAACUUCUUCUCCAUAUUUCGACCAUAGAGUUUCAGCAUUUGGGGACUUGAAUGAACCGUGUGAAGAAGCUCUGGAUAUGAAGAAGUCGGAGGAAGGAACCUCACCAUCCGGAGUGCUGCCAACGACUUCCAACACUAGUACUGACUGCCAACUUUUCAUCGGUAGGCCCAGUGAAAGCACUUCUCAGAAGGCUUCGUUGAUGAACCCUCGUGGACUUCUUCAACAAUCCAUGUCAAUCGAUGACCUCGUGAACUACAUUGGACACUGUACUUCAGAACUCAAAACCGGAGAAAUCCCUGUAUCGCUUGGGCAGCUCAAGAACAGCAACAUUCUGGAGGAGAUCACACAGCACUUGCUCAGCGAUUCUCAGUUUACCUCCUCGGAUGAGGAGUCUCACCUCAUGUCAAGGGUCAACUCUUUCUGCUGCCUGCUGCAGAAAGAUCCGGUCUCAGCACGCAACUUUCUGUCAAAGAACCAGAGUGAUGCUUCUGAGGUGGACAAUUGCGGAAGGACAAUAGCUGGAAGUAAAGAAGCAGUAAUUCCCGUGGGAACUGAAGGGGAGAACAAAAGUGGCCUUCGGUACAAGACUGCUGGUCCUACAACCAUGCCAAGAAACAACUCAAUUGGGGAGCUUCUUCUCAACCUUCCAAGGAUUGCCUCUCUGCCAAGAUUCUUGCCCAACAUGUAGAGAAAACAUUCCAAGGUUUAUCGUGGAGGGUUCUGAUAUUUGCAACCGUGAAGGAUCUUUGAAUACUGUGUUCAGUGAUUGGUGGUGGUCAUGUUUGUACAUUCAUAUGUAGUGCCAAGGAGUUGAAACUGGUUUUCACCUGUAAAGUUAUUAGGUCACUGUGUAGUUUUUUGUCCACGUUUGUAGCGAGAAAGUUGCUUAUUUGUACGGCUGUGCUUGUCUUGGAUAAACUAAAACAAUAGGUAACUUGAAAGAUAUCUGUAAUCCGAAUGUUAGAAGCAACAUAUGAACUAUCUUUGGGCAAUAUCCCAUUUGGUCAAAACUUUGGUCACAUUUUACAGUUGAGGACUCCUCUCAAUUCAAGGGAAGAACAGAUGUAAACAAAGCGUAAAGCAAGG
Linum tenue is the source of this 2122-nucleotide messenger RNA. Lineage: Eukaryota; Viridiplantae; Streptophyta; Magnoliopsida; Malpighiales; Linaceae. The record is from the annotation of a GenBank genome assembly.